CUCAGCCUCCACAAACAAGUCUCCUCCCUCACGCAAGCCCUUCCUUGACUUGGAUCUCGGUAUCGAUUCAUGGCGCCUUGGCCAUGGCCAGGGCCUUCAAGGUGUGCAAACGCUCCUUGCGAGGCCGUGGUCUUGGCCUCGGUGGCCUCUGAACUCGAGCUGAAGAACCCAAGCAAGAAGAGAUCCUAGGUCACUCGGUCGAUAGAUUCAUGGCUCCUCGGCCAUGGCCAUGGCCUACAAGGUGUGUGCAAACAUCCUUGGUAGACCCUGGUCAUGGCUUUGGUGUCCUCUGAAGCAUAGACAGGAGACUCAACCACGCAAAGAACAGCAGGUCCUUGGUGUUCAUGGCCUUGGUGCCCAUGCUUAGUCGUAUUUUUCCGCACACCCGCUUCUCUCUUUUUUGGUAUACUAUCGGCGUAUCUUCAAUUUCUGCUUCGUGUUUGUGUGUUUGCAAAUCAAACUUGUGAUUUCAGAUCCAUGCUCUGCAUGUGUAGUUGGCUUUUUUUGUCGAUCUGUGCACGAACCGAUUGUUUUUGCCCAAUUUUACGAUCGUGAAACUGUUUGGGGCCUAUAUGCGCAGAGCCUAGCGCAGCGGUAGAAGCACUGUUGUCUGAACCUGGCCGGCUGGGUUCGAAUCCCAGUGGCUUUUUUUUUGUCCUGCCUCUUUUUUUUCGAGAUCUAUUUUGUGGUCUUACAGGCUUAUUAUGCGAUCUCUUAUUAUCUGAAAAUCGUUCAAUCCAUGUCGAUUAAUUGUUAUCCGAAACUGCCAUCUCUCGAUCACAGAGAAGCAAAAUUAUUUCUUUCUCCACUUGAAAUGACGGAGUUGCCCACUUGUUUUUUUCCCUCUUCGUUGUUUGUUUUCUUUGCAAGACUUCAAGCACCGGAUCUCCAGGCAACAGGCCCGCUCUUGAUACGAUUUUCUCAUAAGGCCCAUAUGCUACAAGAACUCGCUGUGUUUGAUGAUUCCAAAUGGCCCAUGGCAUGUUGCGAGAUGGUAUUUAAACGCUGCAGGCCGAACCCUAGGGCAAUAGCAUCUUUCCAUUUUCUCGUCCCCCAGCCGCCGCCGCCAGUGCUGCUUCCACUUGCCCUGCAACUGGAUCCCGGUGCCCGACCACCAUGUCGUCUCUCUUCCAUCUCCUUCGGUCGAAGGGCUUCGUCGCCGUCGUUCUACCUCUCAGUUCUGCAAUCGCGUCCGCACCAGAUGGGUCGCCCCCCCACUCCCAGUUCACCCCGAAGCAGAUCGACGACUUGCUGGCGUCGUUCUGCGCAAGUGUUGGUCGGAAGGAUGGUGGCAGCGGGUCCAGAGCGUUUUUGAUCGCUGGAUCUAAUGCUGCAGCAAGAGAUGCUGGUGCGGAAGACUCUGCGGGUGGGAUGAGGGUGUACAUGCUGUCUGGCUGUGCUGCUGCAGGCAGUGCGGCGCCCAAAUCUGAGCACUUUGAUUUGUUCAUGGACAACUUGAUGGUUUCCCCUCUGCGAUGUCCGGGAGGUACCCCUUGUCCUAACGUGGAUGGUCUGGGAGGCAAUGGAACUGCAAAAAUACCAACUGAAGAGGAAAAGAAGACAUUCCAGGAACUACAGUUCCAGUUGCAGAAGAAGCUCUUUGUUCUGUCUGCUCGUUCCAUCCAUCUUGAUAUUUGGCAGCAUAACGUGGAAGCACAAUCCCGUGUCAACGCUGCGUUGAAGAGUUCUGUUGAUGAUAGUCGAGCAGAGCUUGAGAAAGGGAAGCACGAGUUGAUCGAGAGAAGUUUGUUGUUUGAGAAGCAGAAAGCUGAUGAUAAGAAGGUGGACCAGGUCCUUGAAAUGGUUAAAGAGCUGGUUUCUAAUGCUGCAAAGGCUACGAAGGUUGAGAAACCUGAGGUCUCGAAUGAUGGAGGCAAACCUUCUGAGGCUGGGAAGGAAAAGUUUCAAACCAAGUCAAACAAAAUCUCUUGUCAGUUGUUUCAUUACUCCAAAUUCAAGAUUGUUUCGUAUGCAAAGUCCAGGAAGCCGACUGAUCAUUUUAUAACCAUUGCUCGACAGUUCCAUAACAGCUACUUUGUUGGUAAGAAGUAUUACCCGAUUGUGUUUGGUGUCAUCGUGUGGUACACGUCAGGGGUGGAAGUACGUGAAGUCUUAGAGUAUGCAGAGAUGAAGCAUGACGGAAACAAGGCAGAAUACAAGAAAGAGCUUGUGGAUUUCAGGGCAGGCAAGGUUGCAAAGGCCGAGGCUUUGCGCCAGAAGGAGGCUGAUGCUUUGCGCCAGCGGGAAGCUGAAGCAUUGCGCAAGCAGGAGGUUCAAGCUGAGGCUAAGCGCAAGCAGGAUGCUGCUGCUAAGCCCAAGCAGGAUGCUGAGGCUGGGGAGGGAAAGGAUGUUGCUGCUGUCAAGAAACCUUGGUGGUCAUACUUCUGGAAGUAGGUGAAGAGAACUCAUAGUGAAACCACUAUCCAUUUUGUUUCGAUCUACUUCUACCAGCCCAAGGGUUUGUUAGGGAACUUGAAAACUUAGUCUGCUGAUGUUUGAACCCUGUGGAGUUCUUUGUUUAUAUUCUGAUGGCAUGCCCAUGAGUUGUGUAGAUCUGUUUCAAUUGGUAUCAUGCCUUUGUCACUUCUGGUUUAA
Messenger RNA from Lolium perenne, 2595 nucleotides. RefSeq lists its product as uncharacterized. The record is from RefSeq and is a predicted model, not a curated record. NCBI's taxonomy places the organism in Eukaryota, Viridiplantae, Streptophyta, Magnoliopsida, Poales, Poaceae.